AUGGAAGUGGCAUUAGCUAGCGCUGCCUUUAGUGUUAGCCUAAAAGUGGCCGCAUCUCCAGCCUUGAAGAAGCUCCUUGCUAAUGCUUCAACGUACCUUGGAGUGGAUAUGAUGUGUGAGCUCCAUGAACUGGAGACCACUAUCAUGCCGCAACUCGAGCUGGUGAUUGAAGCAGCAAACAAGGGAAACCACAGGCCCAAGUGGGACAAAUGGCUUCAGGAACUCAAAGAAGGCUUCUAUAUGGCUGAAGACUUGCUGGACAAGCAUGAAUACAACCUUCUCAAGCGCCAAGCAAAGGGAAAGGAUUCCUUACCGGCCAAUGCCUCCAUCAGCAGCACUUUUAUGAAGCCUUUGUGUGCUGCGUCGAAUAGGCUGUCCAAUCUGAGCUCUGAGAACAGAAAGCUAAUUCAACACUUAAAUGAACUGAAGGAUACCCUGGCAAAAGCCAAGGACUUCCGUGAACUGCUCUGCAUACCAGUUGGUUAUAAUGUAGAGAGCUCCUCCAUACCAUCAGUUGUUCCAGAAACUACAUCAAUACCACCUCUGAAAGUGAUUGGUCGUAACAAGGAUCGCAACCAUAUGAUAAAAUGUCUUACCAAGACAACAACUACUACCAAGUCCAGUACAACUAUGUACUCGAGUUUGGCUAUUGUUGGACCUGGAGGCAUCGGAAAGUCCACCUUGGCACAACUUGUUUACAAUAGCAAGAGGGUAAAAAAAUAUUUUGAUGUGAGAAUGUGGGUAAGCAUAUCACGCAAACUUGAUGUACGCCGUCAUACACGGGAGAUCAUCGAGUCUGCCUCUCAGGGGGAAUGUCCACGCAUUGACAACCUUGAUACAUUGCAGCGCAAGUUGGCAGACAUACUGCAAGACUCAGGGAAAUUCCUUCUUGUGUUGGAUGAUGUUUGGUUUGAACCUGGCAGUGAGAGGGAAUGGGACCAACUGUUAGCACCACUAGUUUCCCAACAGUCAGGAAGCAAAGUUUUGGUAACUUCUCGACGGGAUACAUUUCCAGCUGCUCUCUGCUGUGAAGAAGUGCGUUCACUGAAAAACAUAGGAGAUGCUCAGUUCUUGGCACUCUUCAAACUCCACGCAUUCUCUGGACCAAAAAUCAGAAAUCCACAGUUGCGUGAGAGGCUGGAAGCUUUUGCAGAGAAGAUUGCUAAAAGGCUUGGAAAAUCUCCUUUGGCAGCAAAAGUUGUGGGUUCCCAAUUGAAAGGGAAAACAUGUAUCACUGCAUGGAAGGAUGCUCUUAACAUAAAGAUUGGCAAAUUAAGUGAGCCCAUGAGAGCUCUGUUGUGGAGUUAUGAGAAAUUAGAUCCAGAGGGCCUUUUAGAUUCGUACAACCAAAACAAGAGAAAUGAAGAUGCUGGGAGGGACUGCUUCAAGGAGAUGAUCUCUGUUUCGUUCUUUCAGCAAUUUGGUAAGAAAAUGGAACAUACUCCCACAUACUAUGUUAUGCAUGAUCUCCUUCAUGAUCUGGCAGAAUCACUCUCCAAAGAGGACUACUUCAGAUUGGAAGAUGAUAAGGUGACAGAAAUACCGUCCACUGUUCGACACCUAUCGGUUUGUGUUGAUAGUAUGAAGAUACACAAGGAUAGUAUCUGCAAGCUACAUCAUUUACGCACCAUUAUCUGCAUAGACCCCCUAAUGGAUGAUUUACUUCUAUUAAAUGACAAAGUUGAGAGUUUUCCUGAGAAACUCUGUAAUUUAUGGAAAUUACGUCAUCUUGAACGGCGCGUGGAUUGGCAUCAUGCUUUAAUAGACACGUCAUACAAAGAAGCACCGCAUCAAAUUCCAAACAUUGGCAAGUUAACUUCGCUUCAACAAUUUGAGGUAUUUGCUGUGCAAAAGAAAAAAGGAUAUGAGUUGCAUCAACUGAGGGACAUGAACGAGAUUCGAGGCUGUUUAAAUGUAACAAAUCUUGAGAAUGUCACUGGCAAGGAUCAAGCCUUAGAAUCGAAGCUGCAUCAGAAAAGUCAUCUUGACAGAUUGCGACUUGUUUGGAGCUGCAAAAAUAACACGAAUGCAGAGAAUAGUUUACAUUUGGAGAUUCUAGAAGGACUCAUGCCACCGCCUCAACUUGGGGUUCUUGUAAUUGACGGUUACAAAUCUUCCAAAUAUCCUGGCUGGUUACUUGAUGCUUCACAUUUUGAGUUUUUGAAAUCUUUAAUCUUUGCUAAUUGCACUGCAUUACAAAGCAUACCAUCCAAUACCGAACUAUUUAGGAAUUGCUCUUCACUUAUCCUCUACAAUGUGCCAAACCUGAAGACAUUACCUUGUCUUCCGCUAGGCCUUCAAAAGUUAGAAAUAGUAAAAUGCCCACUGCUUAUAUUUAUUUCCAAUGAUGAGCUGGAACAUCAAGAGCAGAGAGAGAAUAUCACGAGUACAGACCACUUGGCAUCACAGCUUGGUUUAAUCUGGGAGGUGGAUGCAGGAUCAGAUAUCAAGAGUGUACUCUCACUGGAACAUUCAUUUCUGAAGCAGCUGAUGAUAUCGAUACAUGCUGAUGUGUCACAUGUUCAAAAUCUUGAAAGUGCUCUAGAAGGAGAAAAAGAUGAAGUACUGGCAAAAGAGGAUAUCAUCAAGGCAUGGACAUACUGUCACGAGCAAAGGAUAAGAGUCACAUAUGGAAGGAGCAUGGCGCUGCUGCUGGUUCCGCCAUCAGGUCUUUGUGAACUUGAACUUUCUUCAUGCAGCAUUACAGAUGGAGCUUUAGCUGUUUGCCUUGAUGGCCUGGCUUCACUGAAAAGGUUGUUAUUAAGAAACAUUAUGACUUUAACUACACUUCCUUCGGAAGAGGUCCUCCAACAUUUGAAAAAACUUGACCGCUUGAGCAUCUUGCAUUGCUGGUGUCUCAGGUUAUUAGGGGGCUUACGAGCUGCUACCUCUCUUUCAACUAUUAGAUUGAUGUCCUGCCCUUCUCUAGACUUGGCACGUGGAGCAGAAUGUUUGCCAUUAUCCCUUAAGACGGUCGUUAUAGUCAAGUGUGUGCUUCCAGCUGACUUCUUCUGUACUGAGUGGCCUUACAUUGAUACAAUUUUCAUAGGCAAUUGCAGAAGCACCGCUUGCUUGUCUGUUGGUAGUGUCACCUCUGUUAAAUCAUUCGAACUGGAGCACUUGCCAGAUUUAUGUAUGCUCGAAGGAUUGUCUUCCCUGCAACUGCACAACGUGCAUUUGAUUGAUGUUCCAAAACUCAUCCCUGAGUGUAUCUCACAGUUUCGAGUCCAGAGCUCACUCUAUAUUAGCAGCCCCAUGAUACUCAACAAGAUGCUCUCAGCUGAAGGUUUCACAGUUCCAUCAUUUCUCUGUUUUCUAAGAUGCAAGGAACCAUUUGGUUCAUUUGAAGAAUCCGCAAAUUUUACAUCUGUCCAGAGACUGAGAUUCUCGGAAUGUCAAAUGACUUCCCUUCCAAAAAAUCUGAAGUGCUUCUCCAAUCUGAAGAUGCUCGACAUUCUUCGCUGCCCCAACAUAUCAUCUUUACCAGAUCUGCCAGCCUCCCUCCAUCAGAUAAGUGUAUGGGGUUGUUGCGAGCGCUUGAAGGAGAGUUGCCGAGCACCUGAUGGAGAAAGUUGGCCAAAGAUUGCACAUAUUCGCAGGAAGUACUUUUUACAAAGUGUGAUUUAGAUUCCUAC
Messenger RNA from Triticum aestivum (bread wheat), 3635 nucleotides. Its product is annotated as putative disease resistance RPP13-like protein 1. Gene Ontology annotation, molecular function: ADP binding. Bases 1 to 3627 code for a protein of 1208 amino acids. The record is from RefSeq and is a predicted model, not a curated record. The transcript has 3 exons. NCBI's taxonomy places the organism in Eukaryota, Viridiplantae, Streptophyta, Magnoliopsida, Poales, Poaceae.